AUGGCUUUAACAUAGCAGUGUGUAUUUAAUUUUAGCUGGAUGAAUGAAAAGGAAUUUUCAUGGAUAAAUCCUGUUGAAGGAAAUUUAAGUGUCGCACAUUGCUAGUUGUGCAAUACAAACAUUUCUUUAAGCAAUAUGGGCAGAGGAGCCCUAAAAAGUCAUAAGCUUAGUAAAAAACAUGCCACUAUUGAAAAUGCGAAAAACUUCAAUGCACCUUUAUUUCAAAAAGACGUAUUAUCAAUAACAGAUAAUAAUAACUCCAGCCCGAUAACAUUAACCUCGUCUACUGAACAUGAAAGCUUAAAUUCAUCUGAAACUAGUCUACUUACAACUCAACCGAGUACUUCAAUUGUUGAACCGCAAAAAUCGAGAGCAAUAGGAAUUAAAAGUUAUAUGGAUAAUAAAGACGAAGUGACAAAAGCAGAAAUAAUGUGGUGUUUAAAAUCAAUUGUAAACCAUAAUUCUUUACGAGAUAUAGAAAACAGCAUUUCUCUGAUGAAAAUUAUUUUUACUGACAGUGAAAUAGCAAAAAAAUUGAAGUUGAGUAAGGAUAAAGCAUCAUACGUCAUUAAUUAUGGACUUAGCAAUUAUUUUCAUAAUCAACUUGCUAAAGACUUAGAGACAUCUGAUUUGAUAGCAGUUUCGUUUGAUGAAUCUCUUAAUAAGAUGUAAAGGAGAAUGGUACAAUUUACCACUUCGUGGAAAGAAAUUAAUUAUACCUAUAAUACUCCGGG
This is a messenger RNA of Leptopilina heterotoma, 734 nucleotides long. RefSeq lists its product as uncharacterized. NCBI's taxonomy places the organism in Eukaryota, Metazoa, Arthropoda, Insecta, Hymenoptera, Figitidae. The record is from RefSeq and is a predicted model, not a curated record. The transcript has 2 exons. The coding region runs from base 136 to 672 and encodes 178 amino acids.